Colletotrichum truncatum is the source of this 1215-nucleotide messenger RNA. RefSeq names its product aminotransferase class-v. Lineage: Eukaryota; Fungi; Ascomycota; Sordariomycetes; Glomerellales; Glomerellaceae. The record is from RefSeq and is a predicted model, not a curated record.
AUGUCUUCACAAGUUGAUAUUGAGGCCGUCCGAGCCCGGUUCCCUGCUUUGGCUCAGGAUCAAGUUUUCUUUGACAAUGCUGGCGGUAGUCAGACUCUGGGAACUGUCAUCGAUGCUAUACGGGAUUAUCUCUCUCAGACAAACGUUCAGUUGGGAGCUUCAUACAGAGUGGGCCAGCGCUCAACUGCUCUCUACGGCGAAGGUUACCAAGCCGGAGCUAAGUACAUCAACGCGUCUCCAGACGAGAUCGUUUUUGGAGCGUCAACGACUCAACUCUUUAGGAAUGUUUCACACACUCUCUCCUUCAGCAAGGGCGACGAAAUCAUCAUCUCAGGCGUUGAUCACGAAGCUAACAUCGCUUCCUGGGUCGACCUCGCUGCCCGUCAGGACCUCGUUAUCAAGUGGUGGAAGCCCGAGAGCCCCACCAACCCCAAGCUCACCGUCGACAACCUCAAGCCUCUGCUGUCUGAGAAGACCCGCUUGGUGACCUGCACCCACGCAAGCAACAUACUCGGCACCAUCCACGAUGUGGGGGCAAUUGCAUCCGCUGUUCAUGAAAGCACGCCAAACGGCCUCGUUUGUGUGGACGGCGUAGCUUACGCUCCUCACAGGCCUAUCGACGUCAAGACAUUGGGUGUUGACUUUUACGCCUUCUCGUGGUACAAGGUCUAUGGCCCCCAUACGGCCAUGCUGUACGCCAGCCGCAAGGCGCAGGAUAACCAGAUGCGUUCUCUCGGCCACUUCUUCAACCAGCACGAAACCCUCGAGGGUAAGCUGGGGCUUGCCGGAGGUAGCUAUGAGCUGAUUUCGUCUGUGCCGAAAGUGCUAGAGUACCUUGGUACCCCUCAGUCUGGUGGCUGGAAGGGCAAAAUCGAGCAGGAGAGGCAGCUACAGUUGAAGCUGAUCGACUAUCUUAACAGCCGGGGGGACGUCACUAUCUACGGCGAAGACAAUGCCGACACGGAUCGCCGUGUCCCGACCAUCAGCUUCAGAGUGAAGGGGUGGGGUGCCAAGGAGCUGGUCACGGCUGUUGAGAAGGACACCAAUUUUGGGUUCAGAUGGGGACACUUUUACUCCUACCGCCUCUUAAAGGACAUUCUUGGACUUGACCCCACCGACGGCAUCGUUCGAGUCAGCAUGGUUCACUAUAAUAGCCUGGAUGAGAUCAACAGCUUCAUUUCCGCACUGGACAAAGCGUUGUCGGAAAAGAAGUAG